This is a messenger RNA of Asterias rubens (European starfish), 4388 nucleotides long. RefSeq names its product 1-phosphatidylinositol 4,5-bisphosphate phosphodiesterase beta-1-like. NCBI's taxonomy places the organism in Eukaryota, Metazoa, Echinodermata, Asteroidea, Forcipulatida, Asteriidae. The transcript has 35 exons. The record is from RefSeq and is a predicted model, not a curated record. Gene Ontology annotation, biological process: phosphatidylinositol-mediated signaling; lipid metabolic process. The coding region runs from base 606 to 4388 and encodes 1260 amino acids. Gene Ontology annotation, molecular function: calcium ion binding; phosphatidylinositol-4,5-bisphosphate phospholipase C activity.
CACAGGCCGACGGUACUGUAUCUCAAAUCAUACCGGCAAAAAGCUAACAAUUUCAACAACUACGACAAGUUACUUGCUGUGAAUUUAUAUCGUCGGCCAUCGUGGAAGAGUCAUAGUCAUGUGUGGAUUAAUGUCCUAAAAGAAUUGAACUGUCUCAGGAAACUUGCAACGCAAGACGUGAAGUUACACCCCGUCAGGUUUUGUCUGACUCCUGGGUCGCAAGGCGGUUACACACCUGCAUGGUACGCCGUGGGUUGUCGUCGUUCCACGGCAUGAUUUCCGAACAAAACCACCUGAGUGACACUGAACGCACAGCUGCAUGCAUAACACACACGGUAGAAAGAUAGAGGCUGCUGUCAACAUUGCGCACAUCGACUUCACGUAACCGAGAACUAAGGUAGAAAACCCACAUUUACUUCAUCUUCUACAAGACAGGGAAAAGAUACGAGAGACGUUUUUUCUGGAUUAUCUAACUAUAGCUACUGUUUUGUGGAUGUGUUUUAAAAAUUAAAUGAAAGUGUGGUGAAUUUUUGCGGUGGUGUUUGGAACACUUCCGGAUUCCGAGUGAGUGGUUGUACUCACUGUACUAACCCGGGACGGUAGUAAUGGCUGGAGCUAAAACACACAAGAGGGUGUUCAAGUUGGAAGAUGUCGAAGUGCCUGAAUGGAUGACCAAAGGCAACAAGUUCAUCAAAUGGGAUGAGGAAGGCAGUACUGGUACACCUGUCACAUUGCGUGUUGAUGAACACGGCCAUUUCCUCUACUGGAAAAACCAACUCAAGGACACAGACUGCCUUGAGCUGACCAGUCUGCGAGAUGCAAGAUUCGGAAAAUAUGCAAAUGUCCCCAAGGAUGGGAAGAUGCGAGAAACAUGCAUUAUGGGAUCGCCAGACAUUCCUCUGGAAGAUAAAACGUUAACCAUUGUCCAUGGACCAGAUAUGGUCAACAACAGUACUCUUAAUUUCUGCUCAAACAGCGACAAACUAACACAGGAUUGGGCAGAAGUGAUCUUGAAGAUCGGAUACCAUAGGUCAGCGCAGUAUCCCUCACCAUACAAACUUCUGGAAAAAAUUUACACAAAGUUGACUAUCAUGCUGAACAAGGAAGGGAAAAUACCGAUUAAAAGCAUUAAAAAGAUGUUUGCGUCAUCAAGGGAAGACAAGAAGAAAGUUGAGAAUGCUCUACAGGCAGCGGGCAUCCACAUUGACAAAAAGGAUGAGAGUAUUCCACCAACAAGCUUUCGUAUUGAGGAUUUCUUCACAUUCUACACAAGGCUCAUCAGCCAGAAGGAAAUUGACAAAGUUUUUCAAGGACUGGGAGCCAAGAACAAACCCUACCUGACUACGCAGCAGGUCAUCACUUUCUUGAACAAUGAGCAGAGGGACCCUCGACUGAAUGAGAUCAUUUACCCAUUCUAUGACGUCCCACGGGCCAAGGAUCUCAUCAACCAAUUCGAACCCAACAAAGCAUUCAUGAGGAAAGGUCAGCUUUCCGUGGAUGGACUCCUGCGAUACCUACUGAGUGAAUCAAACUCUGUAGUAGGACCCGAUGCUUACCUGAUGUGCCACGACAUGGAUCAGCCCCUCAUGCAUUACUUUAUUAAUUCAUCUCACAACACGUACCUAACAGGGCAUCAGUUGACAGGAAAAUCUUCGGUUGAGAUGUACCGCCAGGCCCUUCUCUGUGGUUGCCGCUGUGUAGAGUUGGAUUGCUGGGACGGCAAGACGGCAGAAGAAGAACCCAUUAUUACACACGGAUACACGAUGUGCACUGAAGUCUCAUUCAAGGAGGUGAUAGAGGCCAUUAAAGAGACUGCCUUCAAGACGACAGAUUUCCCUGUGAUUUUGUCAUUUGAGAAUCACUGUGGUCCCAAGCAACAGGCUAAGAUGGCCAACUACUGCCGGACAAUCCUUGGUGAUGCACUGCUGAUUGACACAGUUGAUGGAUUCCCGCUUGACAUGGGCGCCGUUCUCCCAAGUCCUGACAAUUUACGGGGCAAGAUCCUGGUUAAAAACAAGAAGAGGAAAGUUGUCGAAGGAGGAAAGAAACGAUCAGGUCAGAGGAAACAAUCUAAAGACAGUGAUCGUAAAGUUUCAAUUGGGUCCAAUAAGUCACGUCGUGAAAGUCAAACUCAAAACUCAAAUGAUGGAGAAGGAACAAGAAAAUACUCGGAAAGCCAAUCUAGGAAAAGCAGCGUUGAAAGUAUGACAGGGGAAGGGAAACACCGAGAUAGCCAGCAUAAACUAUCCACCUCCAGUGAUGGAAGUAAUGGGGAAGUAUUUUCUAGGGGUCGUGAGAGCUGUAGUAAAGAACCAUCCGAGCAACGAAUAGAGGAAGAGGUACCCGAAGGUACCAAAAAGCGGCGACAGGGUCAUAUCCAAAUCCCACAGCUGGAGAUAGCAGAAGGGGAAGCUCAGGUUGUCAAUGUCAAGUUACGUGAUAGUCCAGCUGUAAGUCCUAAAGUUCCCCAUAAGAAGAAAGACUCUGUCACUGAUAGCCCCCAGCUACCCCAAAAGAAGCAAGACCCUGUCACUGAUAGCCCCCAGCUACCCCAAAAGAAGCAAGACCCUGUCACUGAUAGCCCCCAGCUACCCCGAAGAAAGGAUGAAAGUAACAAUAACACAGACAUAAAAUUAACAGUCAGCGAAGGAAACACGACGCAGACUCCGUCAACUCCAGCCUCCACUCCAGCUGCUAAGACCUUCUCCACAGACAGCGAAAGGAGUGUUGACAGCAGCAUCAGUAAAGGAAUGAACGACACGCUGGACGAGGUGGAAGAAGAAAGCGACAGCGAUGACGAUGAGGAGAAUAUGAGUAAAGAGGAGGCACAGCGCCAUCAGAUGGAGAAACGGGAGAAGGGUACAGCAGGGCAGGAAGCUGAAGCCGGCCGUGAGAUGUCCGCUCUCGUCAACUACAUUCAGCCUGUCCACUUCCACACAUUCGAGGCAUCAGAAAAGAGGAAUCGGAGUUAUGAGAUCUCAUCCUUUGUUGAGACGUCAGCGAUGAAUAGAGUCAAGGAAAAUCCCAUCCAGUUCACAAACUACAACAAACGACAACUUUCCCGUAUCUAUCCAAGAGGAGCAAGGGUCGACUCUGGCAACUAUAUGCCACAGAUCUUCUGGAAUGUCGGAUGUCAGAUGGUUGCGUUAAACUACCAGACCCUUGAUCUUCCAAUGCAGCUGAAUAUGGGUUAUUUUGAGAUAAACGGUCGCACUGGGUACAUUCUUAAGCCAGAGUUCAUGAGACGUAAAGAUCGCCUCUUUGAUCCGUUUGCCGAGUCUACAAUGGAUGGUGUAGUGGCAGCCACGGUAGAAGUCAGAGUCAUAAGUGGUCAAUUCUUAAGUGAUCGAAGGGUCAACACAUACGUAGAAGUGGACAUGUUUGGCCUCCCUGCUGACACGGUGCGGAGGCGCUACAAGACCAAGUCAUCCAGUUCUAACUCCAUCAAUCCCGUCUUUGAUGGUGAUCACUUUGUCUUCAGAAAGGUUAUUAUGCCCGAGUUGGCCAUGCUUCGUAUUGCAGUGUUUGAAGACAAUGGAAAGAUGGUUGGACACAGAAUACUACCUGUGGAAUCACUCAGACCAGGGUACCGCCACAUCUUCCUGUGCAACGAGUCCAACCAGCCCCUGAUGCUCCCUACACUCUUCCUCAACAUUAGGGUAAAAGACUACGUUCCCGAAGGGAUGAUCAACUUUGCCGAUGCUCUGGCCAAUCCCAUCGCCCAUCAGAGCAAGGUGGAGAAGAGAGCCGCUCAGCUCAAGGCUCUGGAGGAAGAGGAGGUUAAGGUCAAAGAACAAGAGAAGCCACAGGACCAAGAGAAUGGGGAGGAAGAGGAGACUCCGGAGGUUGCCGAGGGCGUUGUAGAGCGUAAACCCUCGGACGCUCCUGCCUCAACCACCCCAGUCGCCCCUAGCACAACCACCGGGGCCUACCGUAAGAACACCAUCACUGAACAGAAUGGCGUGAAAUCCAGCUCUAAACUUCAGAAUAGCAUGGCUGUACUUACUCCUGCCUCCUCGCUGGGCGACAGCAUGGCCAUGCCCAGAUCCAGAUCUCUGGGCACUGCCCAGUUUCAGAUGGAAUCCAUGAGCUCCCCUCUCAAUCAGAACAGUCGCAGCAUUAGUGCACCCAAUUUGGGUCAAUCAGAGGAGAUACAAGCUGCUACCCUAGAUGAUAUUAAACAACACAAGAAAUACAAGAAAGUCGUUCAGCGUCUGAACAAUGAGCUGGAAAAAUUGAUCAAGAAGGAGGAGAAGAAACAGAGCAAACUCAAGAGAUCCCACGUGAAGGAAAUCGGCAAACUACGUAAAUCCCACCAAAAGGCUUAUAAGUCACUCGCUAAGAAGCAGACUGAUCAGAUCAAGAAAGCAGCCAAGAAAGGCCUGUAA